Rangifer tarandus platyrhynchus (Svalbard reindeer) is the source of this 882-nucleotide messenger RNA. The record is from the annotation of a GenBank genome assembly. NCBI's taxonomy places the organism in Eukaryota, Metazoa, Chordata, Mammalia, Artiodactyla, Cervidae.
AUGAGCGCCGCGCGCGCGUGCCGGCCAUCCUGGGACUUGGCCCUGGACCCGCUGGUGUCCUGCAAGCUGUGUCUGGGGGAGUACCCCGUGGAGCAGAUGACGACCAUCUCCCAGUGCCAGUGCGUCUUCUGCACCCUGUGCCUGAAGCAGUAUGUGGAGCUCUUGAUCAAAGAAGGAUUAGAAACUGCGAUUAGCUGUCCAGAUGCUGCCUGCCCCAAACAGGGCCACCUGCAGGAGAAUGAGAUUGAGUGCAUGGUGGCGGCUGAAAUUAUGCAAAGAUACAAAAAGCUACAGUUUGAAAGAGAGGUGCUCCUGGACCCUUGUCGGACUUGGUGCCCGGCGUCUACCUGCCAGGCGGUGUGCCAGCUCCAGGAGAUGGGGCUGCACACCCCCCAGCUGGUCCAGUGCAAAGCCUGUGACACGGAGUUCUGCUCUGCCUGCAAAGCCAGCUGGCACCCCGGCCAGGGUUGCCCGGAGACCACGCCCAUCACCUUCCUUCCCGGGGAGACCAGCUCCACUUUCAAGCUGGACGAGGAUGAUGCGCCCAUCAAGCGCUGCCCCAAGUGCAAAGUCUACAUUGAGCGGGACGAAGGCUGUGCCCAGAUGAUGUGUAAGAACUGCAAACACGCCUUUUGCUGGUACUGCCUCGAGUCCCUGGAUGACGACUUCCUCCUGAUCCAUUAUGAUAAAGGGCCCUGCAGGAACAAGCUGGGCCACUCCAGGGCGUCUGUCAUCUGGCAUCGGACACAGGUCGUGGGCAUCUUUGCUGGAUUUGGGCUCCUGCUCCUGGUGGCUUCCCCUUUCCUGCUCCUGGCCACUCCGUUUGUACUUUGCUGCAAGUGCAAGUGCAGUAAAGGUGAUGAUGACCCUCUGCCCACCUAG